Molecule: messenger RNA, 171 nt
Organism: Anisakis simplex (herring worm)
Lineage: Eukaryota; Metazoa; Nematoda; Chromadorea; Rhabditida; Anisakidae
Source: the annotation of a GenBank genome assembly
GAUUUGUCCAAAGCGUUGAUAUUCUUGCGGAAUGCGUUGGCCAUUCUGCAAGUGGUGACUGUGGACGACGUUCACGCCAAGUACCGUUCGGUAAUACUGUAUCAUUUAUCGGUGGUCUUACGAAUUAAAGGUUCGCUGGUGGACGCGAAAGAGGCUUGUGAUGUGAGUUGA